Desarmillaria tabescens is the source of this 1403-nucleotide messenger RNA. RefSeq lists its product as uncharacterized. Lineage: Eukaryota; Fungi; Basidiomycota; Agaricomycetes; Agaricales; Physalacriaceae. Gene Ontology annotation, biological process: regulation of transcription by RNA polymerase II. Gene Ontology annotation, cellular component: nucleus. The transcript has a single exon. The record is from RefSeq and is a predicted model, not a curated record. The coding region runs from base 67 to 1356 and encodes 429 amino acids.
UCACAUAGUUCUCCUUCGUCUUCAACUACUACGACCACCACCAAGCACCGAGUAUCCAACUUGUUCAUGAUUUGGGAAUUCUCUUACCCAGACGAUUUUGGCUCAACCGGUACAGAUACGUCAGCCUCGACGCCCUCGUCUUACUGCGACUCCGAGGACGAGGGCGAGGUCACUCAUCUGCCCCGCCAUAAGAAUACCUUCAUCGACGAAACUUCGCGCUUUCUCUCCAACAAAUAUACCUAUUCCCGCCCUGAUAGACGUCGACAUCGUUCUUCCUUGCUGACUCAGGAUAGCGAGCACAAUGGUCGCGGUGAGGAUUUGAUGAAUUCUGAGUCCUCGCCCAGCAGCGAUGGCGGAUCUUCCUACGAACCUCAUUCUCCUUCAGCAUCACCUCCUGCUCAAAGGCUACUGCCGAAGAAACGCAAACGGCGAGCUACCGUUUCUGCCGGAUUCUCAGCCAACUUCGAACCCAAUUCCAAGACUGCGUCAAAAUGCGCAACCGAUUCGCCUGGGCCGAAAUCAAAUGGCAGAGAUAAACGUGAACGGCGAGCGACUGUAUCCUCUCAGUUCCUCUAUCCUCAAACCUCUGGCUCCACAUCAGUUUCUUCGAUUUCUACUCGUCCUAUCAUGCCGCCGCGGGGUCUAGUCCAUUGGAAAUACCCUGACAGUCCUGAAGAACGAACCUCGAAACGAAGCCAUCUCGAACCUCACCCAACAAAAGGACAUUCACGGGAAAAUCUGGCAUUCGCAGAAAGGCCUCCACGAAGUCCUGCUCUUAGAUCGAAACGAGUCGCGCUUACGUCCUCGGAUUUACGGUCCGAUCCUACACAUCAACCAUUUCUACACAAUGAACGAAUACAUAUCAAAACAGAGCCUCAAGAGAUAUCUCUCUCUAGCCUGAUGUCACGCAAUCGCAGUGCUACUAUCGCUUCCGAGUUCCAUGUCUAUCCUGGAGAGAUUCCUUUACAGACUCGCGGACGCAAUGUUCCCAGCACGUCUUUUGACGAUGAAACUUUGGCUUCAUCUGAAACUAUGCCAUCUAUUCCUUUCGGCGUCAGAGCUUCGAAAACCCGGCUUGCGGAUUCAAGUCGCCGUUAUAUCUGUACAUUCGAAGGCUGCGGAAAGUGCUUCGUUCGGGGAGAACAUCUGAAGAGACACGUCAAGGGCGUUCAUCUUUGCGAGAGGCGUAAGAUCUUUACUUUUUCUUAUGAUGUGUGUCCUUCACAUUUACGUGUAGCUUUCCGCUGUCCGCAUGAUGGAUGCAAGAAGGCAUUCACACGAGGAGAUAAUCUGAAACAGCACAUUCUUGUAUGUUACAGUCGUCCAGGACCAAGUAUAAAGAUAGAAGAGAUGUAGAUGUAGAUUUAUUACUAUUUCUUGUCUAUCCAACUUGGGAUAUCCGG